GUAAUGUAGAGUAGAUCCAGAUGUACGUAACAUGACCCACCACUCGUAGUCGUAGGAGACUUGCUUCCACAUUUCCACGCACCGCCUAGCCUGGCCUGGUCUUAUUUCACAAGCACAAACAAACAGACAUAUAAACAGAGACAUAGAAAUGUUAGAGAGAGAUACAGAAAGUCCCCUGAAAUCUAAAAUUUCUCUUACAAAUCCCAGAAAAUUCUGUCCUUUCUAUUUUUCCUUAUCAUCCAACUCCCGCCAUUUUGUCUACAUCUAAUACCUGGAUUCACUCUUUAGUUCUUUUCUUUUCUUUGAAAAAAAGGCAAAUAAAACCAAAUUCUACCGUUUCCAAGAUCGCCCUUUCUUUUGCUUCAAGUCCACUCCAAUUUUAUCAGUUUUUUAUAUUAUUUUUGCGGAUCAAAAAACUCAUUUCUCAGAAUUGAUUAGAAAGAAUCCUUCUUAUUUGCAGCUCAUUUUUGUUUUGUUUUUUUUUUUUAAGAAAAUGGACGAGUUUGGUGUAUUGACAGAACGUUUUGGGUUAAAACCGCAAGGGAAAUCAGCACCAAUGGCGGCAUCGAGAGGAUCCAAUAAUACCCAAAUACCAAAUUUCGCUUCGUCAAACCCGAAAACCUCCCCAUAUUCUUCUAAAUCAACCUAUAAUUCCCAUUCCUUUAAUGGGUCUUUCAUGGAUGAUCACGAAACUCUCCGUAGCAAUUCGAAAUCCCAGAAUUUUGGUGAUGAUUUUGACAUUUUUGGCGGUUUUCAAAAGAAUUCAAAACAAACUAGCACAGGGUUUGGUUUCGAUUAUGAUUCUGUGUUUUCAAGUACUAAAAAUUCGAAUGCGAAAUCGUCUUUUUAUGAUGAUAUAUUUGGUGGGUUAAAUGUUUCUAGUUCAACAGUUAAUAAUAAUGAUAAUGAUGAUAUUUUUGGGGCGUUUACCUCUUCUUCCUCAAAGGCCGCCAAGCAAAGAGCACCGGUUGAUGACUUGUUGGGGGGUUUUGGCACAAAAUUGAAGCCUCCGAGCCGGAAUGGAUCUGUUGGUUAUGAUGAUUUGAUACCCGGAUUUGGUUCCAGCAAAUCAUCAAGUAAAGAAGAAAAUAUAAGAACAACCACACCAGCAUUCACCUCAACAGAAGACCCUUUUGUAGUACUUGAACAAACUUCAACCAAAACAAAAUUGUCCACAGACCCACUGGAGGAAUUUGGUAAGUUUAAUCAUUCUGGAAGAGCAGAAUCUACUGUUUUGUCAAAUCGUUCCCUGCCAUUGAGACCCCCUCCAAAACCAGGGCAAGUUUUGAAGACAGGAAAGAGUUCGGAUGUUUUUGCCAUAGAUGAACUGGAGGACUUUGCUAUGGUUAGGAUGCAAACUAAUGCUCAUAGUGGAUCUAAUGGUCGUCAUGCUAGGGAAGUAAAGGAAAGUGCAGAUGAUCUAGAGUUAUUUUUCGGCAGGGGUUCUCGUUCCAGCAGUGUGCCAAAGUCAAGGCAUGAAGUUCCGGACCCUCUAUUUGAUGCAAAGAUAAAUGCAAAAGGAAAGCCUGAAUUCCCCACUAAAAAAUCUUCUACUUCCUCACCUGGCAUAAGGAAGACUUCUGCAAAAAAUGUAAUUGGUGACCUUUCUUCAAUUUUUGGAGAUGCCAUGUUAUCUGGAGAAUUUGAGGAAGUUGAUGGGGAAAGUGAAGAAAGAAGGAGAGCCAGAUGGGAUCGUCACCAGAGGACCCGGGAUCGAAUGGAACAAGCAGUUGCUGAUAUGAACCAGCGUGACCGUCAAACUUUGCAUGAGCAAGAGGAGAGACGUAGGAUAGCUGACAAAAUGGAUGUUCAAAUAAAGCACUGGGCAGCAGGCAAAGAAGGCAAUUUGCGUGCACUGCUAUCAUCAUUGCAAUACGUGCUUUGGCCUGAUUGUGACUGGGAACCAGUUUCACUGACAGAUUUGAUCACCUCUACCUCAGUGAAAAAAGUCUAUAGAAAGGCAACCUUAUGCGUCCAUCCUGAUAAGGUGCAACAGAAAGGUGCUACUAUCCAACAAAAAUUUAUUGCUGAGAAGGUUUUUGAUACCCUCAAGGAAGCUUGGAACAAGUUCAGCAAGGAGGAACUCUCUUAAAUGCCUUUGAUGACUCAUCCUCUGAAUAUUUGGGCCAUACCAUUUGGCAGUUAUUGGACUUCCAUUUCGAGGUAAAUGAUGCGUGUGCCCUGCUGUGCCGUUCUACACUUUUUAGGUACAAUACCUCCGUUGCAGCAUGAAUCCUGAGGCUCAUAGCUGAGAGAUGCUCGUUCAAGAUCACUGCUGUUGUGUAUGAUGGUGUAAAUUAACGCUUCUUCUAGAAACAUCAGGUUUUACAAAAUUUAUAGAACCCUUCUGCAGGAAAAGUUCAGCAACCAUUUGCCAAUUGCAUUGAUGUUGAGAUUCUCUGGCAAUUUUUUAUUCUUUAUUGUAAUAAUGAUAUUCCAUGAGCCCGUGAAUUUAAUCCAUUGAACAAUCAGAGAGGUGGUUGUUUUGCUGUGCAUUUUGCAGGCGCAAUAAAUUAAUGAUUCUUGAGUUUCAAAAA
Molecule: messenger RNA, 2537 nt
Organism: Populus trichocarpa (black cottonwood)
Lineage: Eukaryota; Viridiplantae; Streptophyta; Magnoliopsida; Malpighiales; Salicaceae
Product: auxilin-related protein 2
Exons: 9
Coding region: 494-2092 (532 amino acids)
Biological process (GO): clathrin coat disassembly; clathrin-dependent endocytosis
Cellular component (GO): intracellular membrane-bounded organelle; cytoplasm; vesicle
Molecular function (GO): clathrin binding
Source: RefSeq, a predicted model, not a curated record